Micropterus salmoides (largemouth bass) is the source of this 4452-nucleotide messenger RNA. RefSeq names its product protein tyrosine phosphatase non-receptor type 9a (gene ptpn9a). The record is from RefSeq and is a predicted model, not a curated record. Gene Ontology annotation, biological process: protein dephosphorylation. Gene Ontology annotation, molecular function: protein tyrosine phosphatase activity. Lineage: Eukaryota; Metazoa; Chordata; Actinopteri; Centrarchiformes; Centrarchidae. Bases 530 to 2242 code for a protein of 570 amino acids. The transcript has 13 exons.
UGUGUGUAUGUGUGUGCGCGCGUGUGUGUGUGUGUCUCUCUCACACAACAUAAAGGCGACGUUCAGGGCUAAAAACUUGCAAUUCAUGGCAUGGAGGAGUCAGCGGGCAGCCGUAGCCCUCUGAUCUGUAAGGUUCGGUGAAUGAGCAGCACAUCAUGGUCUGAACCCAGUUAUCAUGGAGCCGAAGCAAAGCCUCGUCUAGCUGCUCGAGUGUUGUGCUCUUUUUUUUUUCUUCCCUGUUCUGUUUUUCUUCUCCUCGGUGAAAUCUGACACAACAUCAGCGGGUUUUAUCUCCAGUUUGGGUGGCCGAUUCAGGCUAAUUUUCCUGCGCGUUUCACAAACAGCAUCAAGAGAAAAUAAAUAUUCGGCUAAUACUGCAGCGUUUCAGAUGCCUUCAACUUUGAGCUAGAGGGACAACCCCUAAACCCCGUUUUUACACGAGGGACAGACACACAGGCAUCUCCGUCAUCUUACACUUUAUGAAAAGGACGCGUCUCGGUAAACGGUGAUCGGAGAACUGACGGGGGCCAUGGCAGCUACUUUAUCGGCUGAGGAAGAACAGGCUACAAGGCAGUUUCUGGAGGAAAUCAACAAGUGGACCAGUCAGCAUGGAGUGUCACCAUUGUCCAGGGAAUUGGCUGUCAAGUUCCUCAUGGCUCGCAAGUUUGAUGUUCUCCGAGCCAUCGAGCUAUUCCACAGCUACAGAGAAACGCGUCUUAAAGAAGGAAUCGUCAGACUUCAGCCUCAGGAAGAACCUCUGCGCUCAGAGUUGCUCAGUGGAAAGUUCACUGUGUUGAGUGUACGGGACCCUUCAGGGGCUUCCAUUGCCUUGUACACAGCCAAACUUCAUCACCCAAACAAGACAGGUAACCAUGUGGUGCUUCAGGCCCUCUUCUACCUCCUGGAUCGGGCAGUGGAAAGCUUUGAGACCCAGAGAAACGGCCUGGUGUUCAUCUACGACAUGGCAGGCUCCAACUACACAAACUUUGAGCUGGACCUCAGCAAGAAGAUCCUCAACCUGCUCAAGGGGGCGUUCCCUGCCAGGCUGAAGAAGGUGUUGAUUGUCGGGGCCCCUGUUUGGUUUCGAGUGCCCUACAACCUGCUCAGCCUGCUUCUCAAGGAGAAACUUAGGGAGAGGGUACAGAUGGUGAAAAUGGCCGAGCUGCGCCAACACCUCCCCAGAGACUGUCUCCCCCAGCACCUCGGCGGUUUGCUGCCUCUGGAGGCAUACAGCUGGAACCAGCAGCUACUGGCGGGCCAGAACGGUCGUGUAGACCCAGUGGACGAGCUGGUGGGCAUUCCCGUAGAAGAUGCUUCUAUUCACGUUGCCGGACCCGAGUCCAUGCGCCCGCAGGAGCUGCUGACACACCUCGGCAGGCUUCAGCGCUCCGGCAUCCAUCAAGAGUAUGAGGAGCUCCGCAAAGAACCGCCACCUGGAACCUUCCACUGUGCACAAUUAGCCUACAAUCAGGAAAGGAAUCGCUAUGGAGACGUGCUGUGCCUUGAUCAAACAAGAGUUCGUUUGAAAGCCAGAAGGAACGAGAGAUCAGACUACAUCAAUGCGAGUUUCAUGGACGGCUACAAACAAAGGAAUGCAUACAUUGGUACUCAAGGACCACUGGAAAAGACCUAUGGUGAUUUCUGGAGAAUGGUUUGGGAACAAAACGUGCUUGUUAUUGUCAUGACAACCAGGACAGAUGAGGGCAGUCGGAGGAAGUGUGGACAGUAUUGGCCUCUGGAGGAAGGGGGACAGGAGGUCUAUGGCCACAUGGCAGUGGUUAACCAAAGGGUUGACCACCACACCCACUACAACCACACCACCCUCGAACUGCACAACACUGAGACAUGUGAACAGAGACAAGUGAGUCAUUUCCAGUACCUCAGCUGGCCUGACUACGGCGUUCCCACCUCAGCAGUGACUCUCAUUGACUUCCUGGGAGCUGUGAAGAGACAACAGAGGAAAAUGGUGAAGGCUUUGGGACUUCAGUGGACAGGCCACCCACUGGGACCCCCAAUGGUGGUCCACUGCAGUGCAGGGAUUGGGAGAACAGGUACCUUCUGUGCCCUGGACAUCUGCCUGUCCCAGCUACAGGAUGUAGGCUCACUAAAUGUAUAUCAGACGGUGCGACGCAUGAGAACACAGAGGGCCUUCAGCAUUCAAACCCCGGACCAGUACUACUUCUGCUACAAUGCCAUUUUGGAGCAUGCCCAAAGGCAGGGCCUGCUCCCAGCCAAUCAGUGAGCUUCAGCCCUGACUUCCCAAACCAAUCCAUAAACCCUGAGAUUUCUGCAGUCAAUCUGUUAACCCCCAGCUGUGUUGUGUGACCAAUUAGUGAGGCCAGGAAAAUUAACUUCCUCACAGAAGCUGUCUUUUGAAACUAGGCCAUUCUUCAUUGGCAAGCCAGACCGAGACAAGACAAGUGUUGACAUGAUGUUUCAAUGUGAUAACAUUCUCGCUUUCAACAAUGUGACAUUUUCUUUUAGCUUGACAUAUCUCAGAAAAUAUGUGGUGGCGUGAACAAACUGCUCUUAUGUUGUGCAGUUUUGUGGUCUGUGGUUAGGCACAUUGGGUGAAGUGAUAGAGGUAAUGUACAUUAACCUUUUGUUUAUUUAUGUGCAACUUUAAACCAAUGUUUUAGGGGACCCAGGAGUAGUUCACCCCAAAAUAAAAAUUCACUCAUUAUCCAUCAUGUCGUAUCAGUUAAAACUCCACUAAAGUUUUGUUGUAGCCAAAUGAAUGCCCCAUAGGCAUAAUUACUGUACAUGGACAAUAUCUUGGUCAGAUGCAUGAAGUAACCAUUGUAGUUCCAUGCCAAGCGCUUUUAUGCUUUUUAUGUAUAAAUUGUAUUUAUUGGUGUUUCAAGUGAGAUUGGUGAGACAUAGGUAACUGACACAGUUUUCAUUUUGGGGUGAAAUGAUCCUUUAACUAAGUACAUUACUUUCAUUCCAAACAGGGAGCAUGAGCUCCACUGUCAUGCAACAAUAAAAGGUUUUAGUUAGGUCACUUUACACCUCCUGUGCCCAGGAUAAAUUGUGUUCACUGUAGUGCAUUUUUAGCACAUGGCAUAUGUCACGUAGAUGGUACGAGCUAGUUCUGCAUUGUCUCAGGAGAGUCAUACUGAACACAGGAGGUGAAACUGCCCAACCUAUUGCCAAAAAACUAUUUAGUCAAAAAGUGUUUUGACAAGAAGUUGUUGUAUUCCUUUGAGGUUGCAUGAUGCAUUCUCCGCUGCCUCAGUAAAUAUAUAUAUAAAGAGGGGUAAAGCACAUCCAAAAUGAUCAGGCUAUAAACUCAAAAUGGCCCUUACAUCCCUUUGGUCAUCACUCAUUAAAUUGCUGUUCAUGUGAAUUCCUCCUAAGUUGUAGUUUUUUUUUCUAUUUUUCCAAAUGUAUCCACUGAAACCCAGACCUUCCACUUCACCUAAACAUUGAGAUUGCCUGACUCGCAGUACAGACAGUGACCUGUGUCUGUCAAGCCUUUGCUCACUAGCAGUGCCAUCAUGCUUUGGUGAUUGUGGGAAUGUAUUGCUAAGCGCCUACACACACAUUUUAGAGCAGUCUGCAGUGGCUAUGCCAUUAAAGUAUACAUUCGUGGAAGUCAUCAGUUAAGACCUCAUGAGUAGUGCAAUACUUUCUUUACUUUUUUUUUUUUAUUUUUUUACACAAAUCAUGUCUUAGCACUUUUAAAUAACUAUUCCCAAUGUGCUCUGAGAUAAGUCAUCAUGACAAUAGAAUGGGAUGACUAAUAAAAUUACUCAAUAGUAAUUCUGUGGGUCUACAUGUGAUGCUGUGAUAACUUGAUUGUUAUUGUUAAAUUUAGUAAUGCUUAAAUAUAAAACAUUUAGUGACAUUUUGGACUAACUGUAAAGAUCUAAAUAGAGCUUUAUUGGGACAAAUCAAGAGGAUUUUACAGAGAAACCAGAAAUAAAUGACAGAAUUGCUGAAAUAGCAUGCACAAAUCUGUCUCUACCCUACCUUGAGAAUCUGAAAUUUAGGUUGAAGUAUAUUUCAUUAUUAUUGUGUUACUUUUAAGUUCUACAGACUGUGGUUGUAAUGAGUGAUUUCAUCUGGUCCCAGUAUCUUGCCAUUAUUAUAGAGUACAUGUACAAAAACUGAGUGUCUGUGUCAUACGUUGCAUUAUGUUGUUGCCAGGUGAAAAAAAAUGUGUUCUUUGCUACAGAAUUCAUAUUGAAUUUGCUUGUAGUAAAGCAUUUUUAAGUCUGCCAUCCUCAUGCACUCUGAUUUUAAAAUUAUUUUACCUUUUAAUGAUGGACGCAAAAUGUGCCCUAUUUUAUUUUUCUAUUGUAUUCAACAACUGUUUUCAUACGAUUACCCAGGAUAUACAGUUAUCUACAUUAAUUUUAUAUUUGUUCUAUUAUAACCUAUUACUUUAUCAUUCGUAUGACUAUUGAAUCAAGCUAUACUGUAUUAAAUACAAACUAUGUCAACAUA